This is a messenger RNA of Kalmanozyma brasiliensis GHG001, 3570 nucleotides long. RefSeq names its product Signal transduction histidine kinase EnvZ-like, dimerization/phosphoacceptor domain protein. NCBI's taxonomy places the organism in Eukaryota, Fungi, Basidiomycota, Ustilaginomycetes, Ustilaginales. The coding region runs from base 1 to 3570 and encodes 1189 amino acids. Gene Ontology annotation, biological process: protein autophosphorylation; phosphorelay signal transduction system. Gene Ontology annotation, molecular function: histidine phosphotransfer kinase activity; phosphorelay sensor kinase activity. The record is from RefSeq and is a predicted model, not a curated record. The transcript has a single exon.
AUGACAGGCUCCUCUUCUUUUCCCCAUGAUGAGUGGGGCACCUGGCUCCGUCGAUAUCAGCUCGGCGAUUGGGAUCCACGUGCCGUCGUCAAUGCGCCAGAUCAACCCACAGAUCCAAUCACCGUCGUUCGCACUAACUCUGGCUCCCCUACCGCUCCCAUCCGCCAUGCUCCUCCAGCUCCUCUGGCUGGUACCGAGGAUCCACUCAGACUGGAUCCCAAUCUCGACUCGCAAUCAAGAUCCUUCUUCCAGCAAAACGGCUGGCUCGCUGCUCCGCCUCUUCGCCAGCAGCACCGUCGUCGCGUUCUCGAAGCUAUCCAUCGUCAUGGUGUCAAAGCGUCCAAAGAUCUCCUUCUCCACGUCAAACACGCCAAGUCCGUCUUCAAGUGCGCCUACGCCUCGGUCAUUGUUCAGACUUUCGACGAAGCUUCCUUGCUCAUCCUCGCUCAGGACGGCGGUGAUUCGCUCGUACAGCACGUUCCUCAGACCGUCAGCCUAUGCUCGCACGCCAUGCUCUUGCCCGACGACGAAGUGUUCGUCAUCAACAAUACAACAGACGACUGGCGCUUUCGCUCCUGUCCUUCUACCUUGGCUGGCUCAGCCGCAAGCGCACUCGGCAGGCCCAUGAAUUUCUAUGCCUCGGCGCCUCUCAUCCUUUCCUACACCCUCGAUGGCGUCGAAGGCCUGGUUCAAGUAGGACGUCUCUGCAUCAUGGACGAAGAGCCCAGGUCUCGCUUUGAGGACCAGGAUGCCGAGCUGCUUUCAUCCAUUGCAAAAAUGGCCGCCGACUCCCUCGAAAAGGAUUUUCAAAGCUCCAGAAACGCAAAGGCGACCGAUAUGCAACGAAGAAUUGGCUCGCUCGUUCGCUUGGUCGACAACACUUCCAUCUCACAAGCCAAAGUCCACCUUCCGCCUUCCAUCCUCGCUGGAUCCGGCGAUGACUACCACCGUUUCUCGAGCGCUGUCCUCGAGCGCGGUUGCAACGAUCUCAAGGAUUGCCUGGGUGCAGCUGCCGUUGCCGCGUUCGACGUCAGCCAGUUUCGCCUCGGGCGGCGCCCCGCUAACGACGCACUCGAAGCUAGCUCGACAACUACUUCCCCCAUUUUGCACCAAGUCGACAGCACUGGCUGUUUCGACCACGCCACGCAGCCCGCAGUCAACCUGCCGCACACUGGUCCUUCUGACGCAGACCGCGCCAGCAGACCAGCGAAAGCCGACACCGCGCUGCAUGCCAUCGAUGUGCGUCCAGGCUCGUCGCCUCCCAGUCUGUUGGGCUUCUCUGGCCCCCAGGAAUAUCGGCCAAAACUGCCCACCAACGUCGAGGACCUCAAAGCCAUCUUUGCGACUCCUUUAGCACGCAGUGCCACCGAGACCAACAUGAACACGCGCUGCAAGUUCUACCGUAGACAGUCUGGACCCUCUGCGCACUACCAAGAGGUCGACGACCAGUCUUUCUAUCCCGUCUUGGAGACGGGCGAAAAUCCAUACAUUGCCUUGCUGCCUUUGGACGACCGAGUGACGUCGUAUGCUGUCUGUACCUCGUACGAUCAAAACAAGAGUCGUCCCGGCAUCAUGCUUCUCAUCAUGUUCACCGCUCCGGUAAGCUUUGAGGAGCCGGAGCGCUCGUAUGUCGAGACCACUACUCAAAUCUCGUUCGGCAGCUUGCUCCGUCAAGAACGCUCUUCGGUCGAGUCUUUUCAGUCCGAAUUCCUUCGCCACGUUCAGCACAACCUCCGCACGCCGUUGCACCGCGCACUCGGUGCCGUCGACUACCUGCGUGCAGCCAUCGACGUGGACGACUCGACUGACAGCAUCAAGCUGGAUCUGUCCGCCAACGGCGUGCUGUCUACCCUGCUCGAGUCCAUCUCGCUCUCAGGUCUCACGCUCAACUCUUACAUCGAUGAUCUGCUCAGUUUCCAGACUCUACUCGACCUCAACGAAGGAGUCGUGCCGCCGAUCAAACCUUCGCCUACCAACAUUGUCAAGCUGGUUGAAUCGAUCGCAGAUGAGGAAUGGGACUUUGCUCAGCGUCUCGAGCUUCAAUCGCGUUCGGUCGGUUCGUCCACAUCGCAGGGGGCCCUUCUAAAUGCGCUUGAGCUGAUCGUCCAGGCGUCGCCAGAAAUACGUGAGCGCGACUGGAUUGUCGAUGGCAAGUCACUCCAACAUAUCGUACGUAAGCUCGUCUCGAAUGCCCUUCGCUUCACCAAACAAGGCUAUGUCGAGAUCAGCAUCGCGAUUGCUGCGCCCAUCGCUGGGAUUGAAGGCAUCGUCCAUGCCUUUGACGCCUCAUCACAGCUCGAGAUUGUCGUGGCAGAUACCGGCGUCGGCAUGACGGAAGAAUUUUGCAAGAACCAGCUCACCACGCCAUUCAGUAAGGCUGACUCUUUCCGUGACGGCAUCGGUCUCGGCAUGGCCAUCGUGUCAUCAGAGCUGGAGAAGUGUGGCGGAACCUGGUCUGUCGUCUCCGAGGUCAACGUUGGUACGCGAAUGUCCGUUCAACUCCCCGUUCAACCGACCAGAACUCAAUACCCUCGUGCUCGAUCGAGUGAGGUGGAUCAGAGCUCGAAUGCUUCCAGGCUUGCCGUCGCCAAAGUAGCCUUCCUCGGCUUCGAGACGCGCGGUCUCGACAGGCUGGCUACCGCGAUCUUCGAUCACUUUGCACCCUUGGGAGGCCUCGAAACGACGCACGAUCAUGCUGAAGCUGAUUGCAUCAUUAUGCCUGAACGCGAGGCGACGAAGCUAGAUUCGGGUCCCGAGCCGUUCUUGGCGCACGUCAAGCCAGACGCAAGAUUCGUCGUGAUCAGCUCGUCCUACCUCACCAAGAAAAAGGGGCUCGAGAAGUUUGACGGAAGGGCGGUCCUGCUUCUAUCGACGCCACAUGGGCCCACCUCGAUGCGACUUAUGGAGACCUUCCUGUCAGAUCUGGAGCCGAUGCAGAUUCGCACUGCCGAUCCUGCACCCAACACUCUUCAGCACAGGCCCAGCGUCAUCGGGACAGAGCUUUUAAACCAUGACAAGCAUCAUCGCAACGGAACUGACUGCUCCAGCCAGUCCGAAAGCGGUCUUAGGCCUCACGAUGGUGCUGCCGUUGUUUUGCAAGACACAAUUGGAUCGUUCAGCGUCAAUCCAGCCUGGCAGGGCAUGGCGGUCGAAGCAAGCAACAACGAAUUUCGCGUGCUCGUGGUCGAAGACAAUCCGAUCAACAUGAAGCUGCUCACCACGCUCUGCAAGCGCCUCAACAUCCGCUACGAAGAGGCGUGCGACGGUGCCGAAGCCGUCACCAAGUUCGAGUCAUUCCGACCGUCAGUUGUGUUGCUUGACAUCUCGCUGCCGGUCCAGGACGGCUUUCAAGCAUGCACCCAGAUGCGCGCGACGAACCAUCCAUCCUUCAUCGUAGCCGUCACAGCGCUGGGCUCGGAGGAGGACAAGGCGAGAGGCAUCGAGGUCUGCGGGAUGGACGCGUGGAUGACCAAGCCCGUCUCGAUGCGACAGCUCAAAGCCGAUUUGGAGUUCUGGAAGCGCAACUUUGAGCAGCAGCAGGUGCUCGGUCUGAGGAGGACCAGCUUCUGA